GUUGGCAGAAGCACACGGAAGAAGAAUGCUGGCUUUUUAGGUACAGACAUGAACGUUGCGGAAGUGGCGAGCUUGUUGCUACGGACAGAAGAAAAGUUCUCAGCGUACCUGGCAAGGAUCAACAGCGUCAUCCUUACUCCCCUGUUGCAGUCAGGCUCUUUUGAGCAUCUGGAUCUUUUCUUGCUGUUGAACGACCAUUUCCACGUUCUCUGGGACUUGACGGAAGAGUGCACCCGAACCUUGAAGCAAACCGUUGCUUCAGAAUCCAUCAGUGUCCAAGAUGUCUACCUCGUUUGGAAAGCGGACCUGUUUCUGGAUCGGUACAUCCAGUAUUUUUCCACUUUUGCCAGCUGCGUUGUACUUCAAGGGUUCGAACAUGCUGCCAGGAAUAAAAGCGAGGCCUGGAGGUCACACAAGCCGGUGCUGCAGGAGUUCCUUGCCGACUUCUCCCUGGACGCCUCGGUAGCCGUGGCCCUCCAUACGGUGCUGCACAAGCCCUUCUGGGAUCAGCUUCAGCAAUACAGCCUCAUCCUAUCCAAGCUCAAGGAAGCUGCUGGCCAGUGCCCUGAGAGCGACACAAUCGCUGAUGCUACAGACAAGUUUGGAAAGCUGCGGUCUUUCGUCAGCCAGCUCUUGGACGAAGCUUGUCUUACCAGAAGUCUGUGGAAAUCCCUGGGACACAAAUUCACGGAUGUUCUCUGUGUUCCGGAGCGGAGGUUGCUAGAAGACAGCCGAAACCUUACAGUCUUUCCCAGCAUGGGCCGGUCUGACCGCGUUCUGCUCUUCAAUGAUAUCUUAGUGCUGAUCCAGGGGAGCAGCUUCCAAAGUUUUGACCUGAAGCUCGUGUGGGUGGAUACAGCGGAGAGAGAAAUGAGGCAGUAUGGUCUCCGCAUCACUGCCCCAGAGGAGGAGUUUUUCCUCUUGGCUAAAGAUCCCAAAGCACGGGCUGUCUGGCGGUGGAAGCUGAAUCAGGCGGUUCGCCAGGCCCUGAACGGAAAGCGGGACUUUCCUUUGUGGAGCAGAGAUGGAGACGGGAACGACCCUCCGAUGUGCCGCCUCUUCUCCUUCACUUUCAGGGCCGAAGGGAGGCUGAAGAACGCCGUUUACGAUGGCGAAUGGUGCCUGGGGAGGCCCCACGGCAAGGGGACGCUGACGUGGCCAGAUGGCCAGAAUUAUGUCGGAGACUUCAAAGAAGGCUUGGAACAUGGGUUUGGGAUCUGCCUUGUCCCACGGGUGUCUGAGGAUCGCUAUGACUGUUACAAGUGCCACUGGCAGCAAGGGAAGAUGAGGGGUUACGGGAUCUGUGAAUACGGUGAUGAGAUGGUCUACAAAGGGUAUUUCAAGGACAACAUGCGCCACGGGUUUGGCAUCUUGGAAAACCCAUCUUGUGCCGAGCACCCAUUUAAAUACACGGGAAACUGGGAAAACGACAAAAGAAGCGGCUAUGGUGUUUGGGAUGACACGGAGAGGGCAGAGAGGUACAUCGGAAUGUGGCACGAAGACCAGAGACACGGACCGGGAAUUGUGGUCACGCAGUCCGGCGGAUGCUAUCAAAGGAUGUUCCACGUGGAUAAGAUGGUGGGCUCUGGGACUCUUCUGCUGGAAGACGACUCUGUCUACGAGGGGAACUUCACACCGGAUUUAACUUUUGUCGGAAAGGGGAAACUGACCUUCCCGAAUGGCUUCACCCUGGAAGGGACCUUCAGCAACAAAUCCAGCCAAGGCCUGCGGACCCAAGGGAUCCUGGACACCUCUGGAGAACAACCGGAUCAACACAUGACCAAGCUCCAGCUGGGCCAGAAGGAAUUCCCUGUGGAGAGGAGAUGGGAAGCCCUCUUCAGCCAGUUCCUGGCGUUCCUCCGUUCCGGAUGUCGAGGAGAAACAGAGGAGGCUUUCAUGGGUUUCCACGUCCAGACGAGCAAAGAGCUGAGGAAGUCUCAGGAGUACCUGUUUUGCGAAAGAGAAAAUGAAGAUGUUCCAGUAAGGGUGCAUGUCCUUGGAGAACUAAUUGUCCACCAGGAGCAGGGGACCUUACAAAGCUAUUUGGAACAGGCUUUCCAGAAUUCUCUGCACCCCUUAGGAAAGCUGCUGAAGAUGCUGACUUUGGUCUUCCAGGCCACCUACUCGACAAUUGGAGCUAACAAGCACCUGCUGACCAUGGCUCAAGAGGAGGUCAAGCAUUAUGCCAUGAAAAUAUGGGAAUUCUACCAGGGCUUGCUGCGUCUUGCCUUGGAGCGCAAAGGUGGGCCGUGCUCUGACAGCUUGGAGAACAGUGGCUUGAAUGGACCCAAUGCCAUCCUUCCUCUCAUCCUGCCGUACUUCUAUCCGGAUCUUUUCAUGCUGUACAUGGUCUACCACGAGAAGGAGGAUGACCUCUACUGCCAGGGGAUUGUUGAUCUGAGUCAGGAAACAGAUGUGAAGCUUUUGGAGUUCCUGGAUGUCCGGAAACACUUCUGGCCCCUCAAAGACCUUACACUAACCAAGCACCAGAGACGGUCCCUCGUCAAAGACCGGUGCUUCCUCUCCGCUACUGACUGUCUAAGGAAUCUAAUCACAACCGUUGACCCCCAGGAAAAACUGGACAUCCUCCAAAAGACAUACAAUGAGAUUGCAAAAACAAUAUCUCGGCUGCUGGGGGAGGAGUUUAACCCAUCGAUGGACGAUCUGCUGCCGCUCCUGAUGUAUGUGGUGACUCGAGCCAGGAUACAACGUUUAGGAGCAGAGCUACACCUGAUCAGAGAUCUGAUGGAUCCAACAACCUCCGGAGGCAUGCAUGACUUCCUACUCACGGCACUGGAGUCCUGCUAUGCACUUAUCCAGAAAGAAAUACAAUACCACCAGAGCUGGCACGCAUCGCAGGAUUCUUGAAUGCGGCACACCAGAAUCAUCCUCGCACAUUCAGACUAGCCACUGCGUUGCAGCUUCCAUCUGGAUGAAUGGAACAAGAAGGGACUCACGAGAGCUGCUGCU
Molecule: messenger RNA, 2970 nt
Organism: Heteronotia binoei (common prickly gecko)
Lineage: Eukaryota; Metazoa; Chordata; Lepidosauria; Squamata; Gekkonidae
Gene: ALS2CL
Product: ALS2 C-terminal like
Exons: 26
Coding region: 49-2868 (939 amino acids)
Source: RefSeq, a predicted model, not a curated record